Aphanomyces invadans is the source of this 1352-nucleotide messenger RNA. RefSeq lists its product as hypothetical. Lineage: Eukaryota; Oomycota; Saprolegniomycetes; Saprolegniales; Verrucalvaceae. The record is from RefSeq and is a predicted model, not a curated record. The transcript has 3 exons. Bases 1 to 1290 code for a protein of 429 amino acids.
AUGCUGCUCAUGGAGGACAUCCCAAUGGCGCUCGACGUGAGCUUACCAGAAGUAGAUGAGAGUCUCUUUGACCUGGACUCGGCGACCGCGCCGUCGUUAGCUCACAAAGUCCCCAUUCCACCACGCAACAGAAGCAACAAGAUUUUGGUUGACUUGGCGAUUCUCCACAACGAAGCGUACGACCUCCAGCAAAAGCUUGAGGAACUGAAGCAAAAUCGUCAAGCUAUCAUGACUUCGUCGAAAUCUGGAAAGUGGGCACAGGUCGCGCGGAGCCAGUUGGCGUGGAAACUUCGAUCGAUGCGGGAGAACGACGACCUGAACACGAUGCUCAAGCAGCAGACGGCAUGGCGGCAUCAACUCGAGCAUUGGGUCCUCAAGAAACCUCGCUCCAUCAUGAAUCGCUUGGACGACGAGCAGUGGCGGGUAUUGCACCUCCCUCUCGAUGACGCGAUGCGAAAUGCUGCAAUGCACGCCAUAUUGAAUCGCCAAUUCGACCGAGUGGAAAGCGAGAUGGUUGCCAGUGGCCUGUUUGAUCCAUCGACUGACGAAGUGGACUCAUUCCGAUGCAACUUGACGUCGCCGCCGCAGUUGGUGGCCGAAGUCAUGCGGUUCACCACACUGACUUCGCCCUCGACAUCUUCCGCCAACGUUGCUACCAACGUGUGGAGUACGAUUCUGUCGUUGGGAUCGCGCCCUGACACGACUCAAUUGGCGUACAAGUGGCAGCUCGAGACGAUAGAUGAUUGCACCUUAUACCUACGACAGUGGGUGGGCACUUUGGACGGAGACUUUCAACUGGAGUCGGGAGUACUGGUCAAGAAGUUUGUCGCGGACGAAAAGACUUGUAUCGUCUGGAGGACAGUGCUCGAAGACGCCAAGAUGCCGUUUUCGCCGUCAAGCGUUGUGGCCAACCACUCGGGGUGGAUUCAAAUUGCUCCAUUCGACUGCGCAGUGUCGUUUACGGCGUAUUGCAAGGUACAAGUGGCCGACGCGGGACUGGCGAGUCGCCUUGGCCCUCUCCUUGAUGCCAUGCGCGGCGGUGAUGGUGGGCAGGUUGCAUCCAUGAACAAUGCGUUUGCGAUGAUGCAGGACGCGUUCUUGUGUGGGUUUCGCGUGUUUGAAGUGGACGCCACCGCUCAAGAUCCCGACCUCGAGACGAAUGCACACGACCAGGGCGUAGCUGGAGGACCGGGUCGCAUCCCACCGGUCCAACCGUGGACGUGGGAUGGCAUGGCGGUGGAAGCCCCAACUCUAUCGACGCCGUCGUAUUCAAUUCUUUGCGAAGCGUAAGAGAAAGUUGGUUGGCACCAAUUGCUUAUUUAUGUAUUUCGAUGAAUGCACAAGUUUAUGCA